This is a messenger RNA of Morus notabilis, 810 nucleotides long. RefSeq lists its product as uncharacterized. Gene Ontology annotation, cellular component: endoplasmic reticulum membrane. The transcript has 3 exons. Lineage: Eukaryota; Viridiplantae; Streptophyta; Magnoliopsida; Rosales; Moraceae. Bases 289 to 606 code for a protein of 105 amino acids. Gene Ontology annotation, biological process: vacuolar proton-transporting V-type ATPase complex assembly. The record is from RefSeq and is a predicted model, not a curated record.
AAUGUGAAAAAUACCUAGAAGAAAAUCUCUAGUACGACGUUUCUUCAAUUAAGCAAGUCCGAUCACGAUUCCGAUUCCCGUCCCGAGUUUUGACAUUCGUAUUUAGCCAAAAACGUUGAUAAACAUCCCAUAUCUUUCAUUUAAGAUCGAUUACCUUAAUCUUGCUGGCUUUCUGUUCUGUUUUGUUGUGUAAUUGCUUCCUGUUUUAUGGUUGGAAUCUGCUGAUUCAUUGAGCCCUAAUCAUCUUUCUUCUUAGAGAGCCGUGGGACAGUUCCAGAUUGAAGAAUAAUGAAAGGAGUAAUACAGAAGUUCUUUAUUGCAUCAAUGCUUAUGUGGAUGACUCCCAUUGCGAUAUUGUACGGAUUUAACCAUAACUUGCUUCCUGGUUCAAGUAAUUUAUCUCCUCAUACUCUGACAUUGGUGAGUGGCUUUGUUGCUGUUAUAUCAGUCAAUAUAGUUAUUGCUUUCUACAUAUAUAUGGCAAUGAAAGAACCUUCACAUAAACAUGAGCCGGAUCCUGCAUUUCUUGCCGAGGCCAAAGCUAGUGUGAACCAGUCUGCAAAUGACUCUGAUAAAUCUUCUCAAUCCUUGAAGAAAGAAGAGUAGGAUGUACCGCGCCGCCAUGUUAACGUUUUGAAGGAAUUGAGCUGAAAUUUCUCAGAGAAAAGCUAGCCGUAUAUGAAAUAUAUUGGUAAUGAGGAUGUAUAUGAACAUAUUUUGUUCUGCUUCUUUUUCUUUGAACUAGAGAUUUGAAGAUCAUUUGUCAAGUUUUGAGAAGUGAAUGACUUGUGUUGCAAAUUUUUUGAUUUA